Messenger RNA from Centruroides sculpturatus (bark scorpion), 602 nucleotides. Its product is annotated as cell wall integrity and stress response component 1-like. The coding region runs from base 7 to 462 and encodes 151 amino acids. NCBI's taxonomy places the organism in Eukaryota, Metazoa, Arthropoda, Arachnida, Scorpiones, Buthidae. The record is from RefSeq and is a predicted model, not a curated record. The transcript has 4 exons.
AAAGAGAUGAAUAAGUUGUACGUUUUCUCUAUUGUCGUCUUAGGCUUCAUUUUGUUUGCGGUCAUCAAAGGAGAGAGUUUGUCCGAAACUCACGAAAAUUCAAAUAAAGUUGAUGGAUUAGAUGAUGUAAGGCAAUCUAAUAUAGUUGACGUUAUCGAAAUAGGAAAUGGUGAAAGUAGUAGUAUGUCUCUAUCCACACCCGAUUCAUCAAGUACAUCAUCAAGUACAUCCACAUCCGAUUCAUCAAGUACAUCCACACCCGAUUCAUCAAGUACAUCCACAUCCGAUUCAUCAAGUAGUACAUCCACACUCGAUUCAUCAAGUACAUCCACACCCGAUUCAUCAAGUACAUCCACAUCCGAACCAUCAACCACAUCCACACCUCAUCCAUCAACCAUAUCCACACCUCAUCCAUCAACUACAUCCACAAGUAAUUCUUCUAGGAUGUUAGAAGAAAAUUAAUUUUUCAAGAGUCAUGUCAAAGAGAUGAAAGACGAUAGUAUGAUGACCACAAAAAUAUAUCUCCGAGAAAUACCUUUUAUAAUUUUUAAAAUUACAAACGGAAAAUGUAAUUAAUUGUAAUAAAUUAAACUUUAUGGUAA